This is a messenger RNA of Amblyraja radiata (thorny skate), 1966 nucleotides long. RefSeq names its product insulinoma-associated protein 1-like. The transcript has a single exon. Gene Ontology annotation, molecular function: DNA-binding transcription repressor activity, RNA polymerase II-specific; RNA polymerase II cis-regulatory region sequence-specific DNA binding. Lineage: Eukaryota; Metazoa; Chordata; Chondrichthyes; Rajiformes; Rajidae. Gene Ontology annotation, biological process: negative regulation of transcription by RNA polymerase II; regulation of cell cycle process; neuron differentiation. The coding region runs from base 400 to 1488 and encodes 362 amino acids. The record is from RefSeq and is a predicted model, not a curated record. Gene Ontology annotation, cellular component: nucleus; transcription repressor complex.
GACAAAAGGAGCAGGCCGGACGUGUGGCACUCUCAUCGCCAUUUACAUAAUGGCGAGCAAACACACGCGCCAGAACAGGUACAUCUGGCGCCUCCUGGGACACUCUGCAGUCCCCCUUGGAUCAGAUUACGCUCUUUGUGUGAUUGGUUCCUCAUCCCAAGCCAUCUGCUUGAGAUGGACCAGACAAUGGGUUUGUGUAGCCUUUAAAUAGCCGGGACUAACACUGCCACUGAUCACUUCCAAGUGGGGUGAGACUGCUGCCUGCUAGUGCACUCUCUUCCCUCUCCUGUGCAGCCUUUAGGAUCACGGAGCUUGCUUGCGUCUGUUGGGGGAGUUUUCUCUCUCUCUCUCUCUCCAUCUCUCUCUCUCUCCGCUUGUCAAGGAGCCAGCGGAGCUGAGAUGCCUCGAGGGUUCCUGGUGAAGAGGACCAACAGGGCCGCUCCUGUUUCCUACAGGGUGCGCGGCGACGACGAGGGUCCGAGGUUCUCGGAGGGGCCACCCACGCCGUGGGGCCACGGGAUGCCCGGCUCCCCCUGCGCCCCGUCCCGCAGUCCGGACCGUCCAGCCCCCCCGGGGAGGCCGGCCAACUCCAGCUCGCCCGUCUCGGCCGAGUCCUUCCCGGGCCCGUCGGCCUUGAUGUCCUCGCUGGGGCGGGCCGCCUUCGCCGUCUCCGUGUCGGACGGGGAGGUGGAGAUGGGCUCCAGCUGCGCCCCUGUCCGGCCGGCCAAGAGGCAGGGGGCCGAGGCCGAGGGCAGGGGCCAGCGGAAGAGGCCCAGGAUGGAGAGGAAGGCCUGUCGAGACGAGGUGACCACGUCGCCGGUCCUGGGGCUAAGGAUCACCGGAGAGCUGACGGACUGCCAGCAACCCAGGGCGUCCGGGCAGCCCCUGGGAGAGUUCAUCUGCCAACUGUGCAAGGAGGAGUACGUGGACGCGCUGUCGCUGGCCCAGCACCGCUGUUCCAGGAUCGUCCGGGUGGAGUACCGCUGUGCCGAGUGCGACAAGGUGUUCAGCUGCCCGGCCAACCUGGCCUCUCACUGCCGCUGGCACAAGCCCAAGAACCCCGGCAGCCUGCAGGGCCAGGAGGCGGCCAAGGGUAAAACCAGAGCCGAGAGCCAGCGGGACAGCUGCAAUUCCUCGCCCCGGGCCUGCGACGACGCCGGCCACCACGAGGACGAGCUGUUCGACUGCCCGCUCUGCGGGAAGCGCUUCCGGCGGCAGGCCUACCUCCGCAAGCACAUGGCCACCCACCGGCCGCCCGUCCUCUUCCCCGGCAGCCGGCAGCUCCUCCGCCAACCUCCGGCGCAGCUCGGGGAAUCCGCCGCCCCUCCCCCGCACGCUCUCCGGCUGGCCUUUGUCGCUACUGAGGACGUGCCGGCCAAACCCUGCCCCGAGGCCCCCUUCGCCGCCUGCCUCGUGCAGAGCCGGCAUCUGGAGAAGAGCAGGCAAGUGGUGUUGCUUCAGCUCUCCACAGCGCAUGCGGUGAUGUGAGCAGAGGGCUGGAACUUCCCUCCCCCCACCGUCUCCCCGAGCCGUAUUUAUUCUUUGCGUGUGUGCAUCUGCGUGUUUGUGCGAAUGAGCAAAGCCGGUUAAAACUGUCCUGAAACAAUGAGCAUGGGGGGAAAAGAAAGAUUCACGAGCGUCGCAGUUUCUUUGCAAUACUGUAACGGUUACAGAACAAGUAUAAAACCAUAUUAUUUAUUGAUAUAUAUUUUUUGUUGAUUUUAUAUAUAUAUAUAUAUCUAUAUAUAUUGAACUUUUUGUACAAGAACUUCCUGCAAGUGUUCAGAGACAUUUUUGGGGUAUCGCCCCCGGCUGAAAUCUGUAUUUUUCUUAACAGCUAUAAAUGACACGUGCCUGAAAAUACAAUUUUAUUCUCUUACUGUUGCAAAGGAGCUUUUUGUCACAUGUGGCAAUUUUCAUGUCGGUGUUGUUUGUUUCUGAGAAUAUUUUAAAUAAAAUGUCAAAA